CUCAGUGCUGGGUCUUCAGGUGCCCAGUGCAGCCUCAGGCUCUGUGCUCAGGGUCUCAGUGCUGGGUCUUCAGGUGCCCAGUGCAGCCUCAGGCUCUGUGCUCAGGGUCUCAGUGCUGGGUUUUCAGGUGCCCAGUGCAGCCCCAGGCUCUGUGCUCAGGGUCUCAGUGCUGGGUCUUCAGGUGCCCAGUGCAGCCUCAGGCUCUGUGCUCUGGCUAAUCCUGCUCAUGGCUUUAGAGGCUGCCUUUGCACCCCAGCGAUGGCCUCACUCUUCUGAAGAAAGUGUGGUGAUCAGCAAGACCUGUGAGACCAAGGGUCCCUGACGCCUGUGUCCGCCCCAGAGGUCCAUGUGGGUGGAGAUGCUCGGGUGGGUCAGGGUUCUACUAGGACAGAAUGCAGUGAGGGAUGGCUGAGCCCCAUCUGAGCUCACGUUCAAGGAGAGCUCAUCUUGACCUUCUGCUCCCUCCCUCUGGGAAGCUCUUGUGGGGAGGGAGUCAUCCAGAGCCCAGAUCAGACGGGCUGACCACAGUCCCUCUGGUCCCUCUGCUGGGGUGCUCCCGACGGGAGGUCCAGUGGGACCCAGAGCACCAGCGGCCUCAGCCCUUGCCUGGUUUGGCUGUGCGGUGACUGGCAGUCGGCCUCACCUAGCACCUUGGUUUGCAGGCCUUGGACCAGCGGGAUUGGGCCAUGAGACUCCUGACAGGCAGCCGUCCUGACCGCUGAGCUGCAGACGACCCUGCCCUCUGGACAUGGCGCUCCAGCGUGCCAUCCUCCUGGCCGGCCUCCUGGUGGAAGUUGCUGGCAAAUCCUCAGAAAGUGCAGACCAGCAGUCCGCGUGCUGUGUGGACGUCGUGGGCGUCAACACCACCUGCCCAGGCACCAGCCUGUGUGGCCCAGGCUGCGUCAGGCGCCGGAACGAGGACGGGAGCGCCAGCUGCGUGCAGUGCAGGAACGGGACCGCCCACAGCUCCGAGUGCAGAGGCCUCGCUGGCCAGGGCGCACAGUCCCCCGUGAACAGGAGCACAGGGGCGCCUGGGCGGCCGAAUCUCGGACGGACUCAGGACCCACCUCCCGGACACUCUGUCCCCAGCCUGCUCUUGUCUGAGAUGCCCCCUGACGCCGCUGCGGUUGGCCGUGACAGUCCUGGGAGACGAGGGUCCUGUCCUCUGACCCUGCUUCUUGAGGCACCUGGACUGAAGGCUCAGGCUUCCCACGUCUCAGGACCAGAAGGAGGGGGCCCGCGCGUGGCAGCCUCCCUCUUCCUGGGGACCUUCUUCGCCAGCUCCGGCCUCAUCCUCACGGUGGCUGGUUUCUUCUACCUCAAGCGCACCAGCAAACUGCCCCGGCUCUGCUGCGGUAGAAACAAAGCCCCGGCCCUGCAGCCUGGCGAAGCCGCCGCGAUGGUCCCCCCGCCACCGUCCUCAGUGCGGAAACCUCGCUACGUCCGGCGAGAAAGACCCUCGGACAGGGACAGGGGCCCCACUGCCGUCCCCUCGGUGGAGGCCCGGGUCAGCAACGUCUGACCUGGAAGCGCACCUGCAACUCUGCACGUCACCUGGAGGCCUGCACGGGGCAGGCGCCGCCCACAAGGCCUCCAGACAGGCCCGGGCUCAGCUCCGGUCUCCCAGCAACAGGCAGAGCGGACACGGCAGCUUCCUGAAGGCGCCGCGUCCUUCCCACAGCUGCUCGGCGUCACUGACCGGGAGCAGCGUCCCUGACGUGGCGGGAGCGAGGCUUCGAGGGUCUGGGCCCCCGGAGAGACCGUGAGGGACGGCAGAGCUGACCGCCCUCGGGCGCCCGGUGGGCACACAUCCUGAGGGUGGUGAGGCCUUGCAAGGCCUUUGGGUGUUCCAGCCCGAGUCCAGACGGGUGGGGCAGGGGCUUGGAGCCGCCCUCGGGGCCGCGGGACCGCAGGGCUGUCCUGCUGUGGCCAGGACCCCAGCCCGUGGCCACGGGUUCCUGGUUUCCUGUUGACUUCUGUCUGCUUCUAAGUAGAAAAGCAUUUUGUGGAAAAGUCAGAGACGCUGCUGCCCUCGCCUGCGCCCCACGAGCUGUGGGGCUUCGUCCCCCAGGAUGGACACUGCCUGCGGUGGCUGGACGGCCAGACCCAGUUUCCCUGUCCUCCCCGACCUGUGGGCUCCUGUGGAGAAAGGGGUGUGCAUGGCCCCCUCCCUGCACUAGGCCGGGCCUGGCUGUCCUCCCCAGACCCUCAGCUGCCACCCACGCUUUCCCUCUGUGUCGGGUGCACUCCGAGGGGCCGGAGGGGCUUGCGUGGUCCGCCCCGCCCUCUGCGUGGCGAUGCCCAGCUCAGCACCUCCAGGCAGAGUCAGGCCUGUCCCGGUCCAGCUCUGAGAGCAGGGAGCCGGCUUCGA
Molossus molossus (Pallas's mastiff bat) is the source of this 2371-nucleotide messenger RNA. RefSeq names its product chromosome unknown C1orf159 homolog (gene CUNH1orf159). The transcript is spliced from 10 exons. The record is from RefSeq and is a predicted model, not a curated record. Lineage: Eukaryota; Metazoa; Chordata; Mammalia; Chiroptera; Molossidae. Bases 749 to 1522 code for a protein of 257 amino acids.